CGAAUUUCUCUUUUCAAAAUGAACAAGAUCUUGGAGAAGGCUCCUACGGCCAACCAGGUCAUAUGAAGGACCUCAGUUUGGAUGAAGACAGCGAUGGCGUAGAUGCUCCUCGAGCUGCACAAUGGGUGGACGACAAUGACACCAGUGGUAGUGGCGAAUCAGCAGCCGAAGACAGCUCAACGGAAGCUUCAUCAUCCAGAUUGAAAACCCUGCAAAGCAACCUUUCAAAUCUACCCCUUGGGGCACUCCGGAAAGCACAGCGUGUGUUAAAGCAGGUUGAACCGAUUAGCGAUUCAGAUGACUCCAGCGGAGAUGAACUUGAAGAUGAUACUGGCGAGAGUGAGUCUGAGCACGAGCCUGGGUUGGGGAGUUCGAAAGGGAAAGAGUGGAGCGUUAAGCCAAGAUUCGAUAUAUCCAAACGUUCAAGUAAACACGCACCCACGGAGGUUACUUCCAAGAGGCCUGUAACGCGAAGACGGACUGUGGUUGAAGUUCCAAAGCUUGUAGCUCGAGAUCCACGCUUUCUUCCAACUGCAGGCGAAUUUGCUGAGGAGAAGUUUCAAAAACAAUAUGCGUUCCUCACUGAUGCUCACAAAACCGAGUUGCGGACGUUGCGGGAAAAUUUGAAACGUGCACGGAAAUUUUUAGCAUCUUCACCACGGGAACACCGCGAGGAAAGAGAACAGGAAGUUUACAGGCUAGAGCAGGCAGUGAAACGGACGGAAAGUCUGGUCAAUAAGGACCGACUAGACCAAGUUUUGCGCGAGGCUCUCGGGAAGGCGACGAAGGAGGAGAAAACGAAACGCAAGCAAGGCAAAGGCGGAUGGUGGAUGAAGGAAUCGGAUAAGCGGGAGCUGUUGACGCAAGCUCGGUAUGAAGCACUUGCAGCUGAUGGUGGGAGCAGGGCUGUAAAAAAGGCUAUUGAAAAAAAGCAGAAGAAGGUGAGCCAGAAAGAGAAAAAAUCGAGACCAUAUCCGCCUUCCCGAAAGAAACGGAGAGUAGAGUAGCGUGGGAGAACAUAAAAAAA
Laccaria bicolor S238N-H82 is the source of this 1027-nucleotide messenger RNA. RefSeq lists its product as uncharacterized. The transcript is spliced from 6 exons. Gene Ontology annotation, biological process: maturation of SSU-rRNA from tricistronic rRNA transcript (SSU-rRNA, 5.8S rRNA, LSU-rRNA). Lineage: Eukaryota; Fungi; Basidiomycota; Agaricomycetes; Agaricales; Hydnangiaceae. The coding region runs from base 63 to 1007 and encodes 314 amino acids. The record is from RefSeq and is a predicted model, not a curated record. Gene Ontology annotation, cellular component: nucleolus; 90S preribosome.